Ahaetulla prasina is the source of this 2230-nucleotide messenger RNA. RefSeq names its product nuclear receptor subfamily 6 group A member 1 (gene NR6A1). The transcript has 11 exons. The coding region runs from base 254 to 1714 and encodes 486 amino acids. Gene Ontology annotation, molecular function: zinc ion binding; DNA-binding transcription factor activity; sequence-specific DNA binding. Gene Ontology annotation, biological process: regulation of DNA-templated transcription. The record is from RefSeq and is a predicted model, not a curated record. NCBI's taxonomy places the organism in Eukaryota, Metazoa, Chordata, Lepidosauria, Squamata, Colubridae.
GGUGCCGGCCGGCCGCUCAGUCGGGACGAGGCGGCGGCGCAGCGGGAGCGUCGCUCGGUGGGUCGGAGCCUCGGUCGGGGCAGCGGAGCCGGCCGUGGCCCUGAGCGGAGGGGCGGCUCCGUGCGCGGCGGCCGCCGAGGGGCGAGCGGGGGGCGGCGGCGGCGAUGGGCCCCCGGCGGGGCGGCGGGCGAAGGCUCCGGGCUGCGGGGGAGACGAUGCCGCCGCCGCCGCCGCCGCCCUCCUCCUGACCGCCAUGGAGCCCGAGCCGCCGCCCGGCGCGGGGGCCGCCGAGAGGAGGCCCGAGCCCCCGCCCCCCAACGGGUUCCCUCAAGAGCCUCCAGCCGAACAUGACCCGCCCUUUGCUGCAGAUGUCGAACAGAUGAACGCGCCUCCUUCCGUGCUUCUCUUGAACGCUGGCAAUGACCGGGUGGACCAGCGCACCUGCCUGAUCUGUGGGGACCGAGCCACGGGCCUCCAUUACGGCAUCAUCUCCUGUGAGGGCUGCAAAGGCUUCUUCAAGCGCAGCAUCUGCAACCGGCGGGUCUACCGAUGCAGCCGUGACAAGAACUGCGUCAUGUCUCGCAAGCAGCGCAACCGGUGCCAGUACUGUCGACUUCUCAAGUGCCUCCAGAUGGGGAUGAAUCGGAAAGCCAUCCGUGAAGACGGCAUGCCUGGCGGCAGGAACAAGAGCAUUGGACCUGUCCAGAUCUCCGAGGAAGAGAUCGAGCGGAUCAUGUCCGGCCAGGAGUUCGAAGGGGAGGCCAACAUCUCCUGGUGUAACAACGGAGACAGCGAUAACAGCUCCCCGGGGAACGGGGUGUCGGAAAGCAACCAGCCUUCCCCGGUCUCGACUCCGUCUUCGAGUAGGUCCGUGGAGAUGAACGGAUUUACGGUUCUCAGGGAUCAAUACAUGGGCACGCCGGUGUCUGCCCCCUACCAGUACCUGCCGCACCUUCUCAGCUGCCCCACUCACACGGCCCUGCUGCCCCCCCAACCCCGUAGCCUCGACCCCCAAGCCCAUGGGCUUCUCAUCAGCCAGCUGGUGUCUGCAGAAGACCUGGAGCCCUUGGGCACCCCAAUGCUGAUUGAAGACGGGUACAGAGUGACCCAGGCCGAGCUGUUUGCCCUUCUGUGCCGGCUGGCGGAUGAGCUUCUCUUCCGCCAGAUCUCCUGGAUCAAGAAGCUGCCCUUUUUCUGUGAGCUGUCCAUCAAGGACUACACCUGCCUCCUGAGCUCCACCUGGCAGGAGCUGAUCCUCCUUUCCUCCCUCACCGUCUACAGCAAGCAGAUCUUCGGGGACCUGGCGGACGUGACCGCCAAGUAUUCGCCCUCCGACGAUGAGUUGCACAGGUUCAGUGAAGAAGGGAUGGAAGUUAUGGAAAGACUCAUCUACCUGUAUCGGAAGUUCAGCCAGCUGAAAGUCAGCAACGAGGAAUACGCCUGCAUGAAGGCCAUCAACUUCCUCAACCAAGAUAUUCGGGGCCUGACCAAGGCCUCCCAGCUGGAGCAGCUGAACAAACGAUACUGGUAUGUCUGCCAGGACUUCAUGGAGUUCAAAUACCCGCACCAGCCAAACCGUUUUCCAGAUCUGAUGAUGUGUCUGCCAGAGAUCCGGUAUAUCGCAGGAAAAAUGGUGAACGUCCCCCUGGAGCAGCUCCCCCUCCUCUUUAAGGCCGUCCUGCACUCUUGUAGAGCCUCCAUGAACAAGGAAUGAAGCCGUCCUGGGGCUCCGUGACACCCCCAACACACACUCACACAGCCCAGCAAAGAACGGAGCAGACACCCUGCGACGGGUCGGGGUGGACCAUCUCAACAGCCAGUCCGGCGGGGCAGCCUUGCCCCCGAAAAUCCUUGGGGCCAAAAGGAAUGUCAUUCGUCCCAUUGUCCGGCUGUUUGUCACUGCCUGUGUGUUUGUGUAUGUGUGUGUAUGUGUAUAUGGGGGGGGGGAGUGAUUUAUUUUUUUUUUCGUUUUGCUUUCCUCGUUUCAUUUUGACUCAUUUUCCCCCUCUAAUAUUUAUUUCACGACAGAGUUGAAUGUAUGAUUUUCAACCCCUGCACGGUUUUUUUACCCGCCCCUUCCCCCCCCUCUCUCUCCCCCCACCUGCCAGCCCUCACUGCUUUUUUGGGGUGGUGAGAGGGGGCGUCCCCUCGCAGUUUACAAAAUGUGAAGAUGUUAGUUACAGUGUUUGUUUUUUUUGGGGGGGGAGAGAGGGGGUUAGACUUUUGUGUG